AUGUAUGUGGUUAAACGAGAUGGGCGUCAAGAAGCAGUUCAUUUCGACAAGAUCACUGCCCGUUUAAAGAAACUCAGUUAUGGCCUCAGCAUCGAUCAUUGUGAUCCAGUUCUGGUGUCCCAAAAAGUCUGUGCUGGCGUUUACAAGGGUGUUACUACUAGCCAGCUUGAUGAAUUGGCCGCCGAAACCGCCGCUGCUAUGACCGCUAAUCAUCCUGACUAUGCCUCUUUGGCUGCAAGAAUUGCUGUUUCAAAUCUGCACAAGAACACUAAAAAGUUAUUCUCAGAGACUAUUAGAGACAUGUACAACCAUGUCAGUGAAAGAUCAGGACAGAAGGCUGCUCUCAUAGCUGAUGAUGUUUACGAAGUGAUCAUGAAGAAUGCUGCGCGUUUGGAUAGUGAGAUCAUAUAUGACCGUGACUUUGAUUAUGAUUUCUUUGGCUUCAAAACUCUGGAAAGGUCAUACCUCCUGAAGGUUCAGGGGAAGGUUGUGGAGAGGCCUCAACACAUGUUAAUGAGGGUUGCUGUUGGUAUUCAUAAGGAUGAUAUUGAUUCUGCUAUUAAAACUUACCACACCAUGUCUCAACGUUGGUUUACUCAUGCUUCUCCCACCCUUUUUAACUCUGGAACACCAAGGCCUCAACUUAGCAGCUGCUUCCUUGUAUGCAUGAAGGAUGAUAGUAUAGAAGGUAUAUAUGAUACUUUAAAGGAGUGUGCUGUCAUUAGCAAAUCAGCUGGUGGUAUUGGUGUUUCCAUCCACAAUAUUCGUGCCAUGGGCAGUUACAUUCGUGGAACAAAUGGGACAUCUAAUGGGAUUGUGCCUAUGUUGCGGGUUUUCAAUGAUACUGCUCGAUAUGUUGAUCAAGGAGGAGGCAAGCGGAAGGGUGCUUUUGCUGUAUACUUGGAGCCAUGGCAUGCUGAUAUAUUUGAGUAUUUGGAACUUAGAUUAAACCAUGGAAAAGAGGAGCAUCGUGCUCGUGAUCUUUUUUAUGCACUUUGGGUUCCUGAUCUGUUCAUGGAAAGAGUCCAAAGUAAUGGAGAAUGGUCAUUGUUUUGUCCAAAUGAGGCCCCAGGUUUGGCUGACUGUUGGGGUGAGGAAUUUGAGAAGCUAUACAUUGGAUAUGAACGGCAGGGAAAGGCUAGGAAGGUUGUUAAGGCACAAACUCUCUGGUUUGAAAUCUUAAAAUCACAGAUUGAGACUGGAAACCCAUACAUGCUAUUUAAGGAUACUUGUAACCGGAAAAGCAACCAACAGAAUCUUGGGACAAUUAAAUCCUCUAAUUUAUGUACAGAGAUUAUUGAAUAUUCAAGCCCUGAAGAGACAGCUGUGUGUAAUUUGUCCUCAAUUGCUCUACCUCGUUUUGUUAGAGAAAAGGGUGUUUUGCUCGAGUCUCACCCAUCUAAGCUUGUUGGUAGCAGAGAUUCCAAGAAUCGAUAUUUUGAUUUUGACAAGUUAGCGGAGAUAACUGCUCUUGUGACAACAAAUUUGAACAAGAUAAUUGAUGUCAACUACUAUCCUGUUGAGACUGCAAAAAGGUCAAAUCUAAGACACAGACCUAUUGGUAUAGGGGUUCAAGGUCUUGCAGAUACCUUCAUUUUGCUUGGCAUGUCGUUUGAUUCACCUGAGGCCCAACAAUUGAACAAGGAUAUAUUUGAGGCCAUAUACUACAAUGCUCUUAAAGCUUCUUGUGAGCUUGCUGCAGUGCAGGGCCCCUAUGAAACGUAUGCUGGCAGUCCUAUUAGUAAGGGAGUUCUUCAACCUGACAUGUGGGGGGUAACACCUUCAAAGCGAUGGGAUUGGGAUGGCCUUAGAGAUCAGAUAGCUAAAUAUGGUGUUAGAAAUUCACUUCUUGUGGCUCCAAUGCCAACAGCUUCUACCAGCCAGAUUCUUGGAAACAAUGAGUGCUUUGAGCCAUACACUUCUAACAUCUACAAUCGUAGAGUUCUAAGUGGUGAAUUUGUUGUUGUGAACAAGCAUCUCUUGCACGACUUAACAGAGAUGGGUUUAUGGUCUCCUGCAUUGAAGAAUAAGAUUAUAUAUGAAAAUGGCUCUGUUCAAAACAUUCCAGAGAUCCCUGAUGAUCUAAGAGCUAUUUAUAAAACUGUUUGGGAAAUCAAGCAAAAGACAUUAGUUGAUAUGGCUGUUGAUCGAGGAUGCUACAUUGACCAAAGUCAGAGCCUCAAUAUCCACAUGGACCAACCAAAUUUUGGAAAACUUACUUCCUUGCACUUCUAUGCGUGGUCAAAGGGUUUAAAAACAGGAAUGUACUAUCUACGAUGCAAAGCUGCAGUUGAUGCGAUCAAAUUUACAGUUGAUACGUCAAUGCUGAAGGAAAAAUCUAAUAAUGAAGAUGAUAGUACAAAAAUGGCACAGAUGGUAUGUUCUCUAACAAAUCGUGAAGAGUGCAUGGCCUGUGGAAGUUAGACAUGGCUUUAUAUAUUUGUUCUGGAGAAAAACCUCUUGCUCCAAAGGGAUUACUGAAUUUUUAUACAUAAAUUUCUAGCUAUCUAUAAUAUAAAGUAAAAUUUCUGUACAGUUUUAGUUUUAGUUUUUAGGUUUUUUUUUAAAAAAGUGUUUCCCCCUUUUUUGGGUUUGCUGUUUGUAAUCCAUUUACCAUGGGUUUGACAUUGGAAGUGAAUAUGACUAAACAACUUUGCUUCUUACUA
Molecule: messenger RNA, 2666 nt
Organism: Benincasa hispida (wax gourd)
Lineage: Eukaryota; Viridiplantae; Streptophyta; Magnoliopsida; Cucurbitales; Cucurbitaceae
Gene: RNR1
Product: ribonucleotide reductase 1
Biological process (GO): deoxyribonucleotide biosynthetic process
Cellular component (GO): ribonucleoside-diphosphate reductase complex
Molecular function (GO): ATP binding; ribonucleoside-diphosphate reductase activity, thioredoxin disulfide as acceptor
Source: RefSeq, a predicted model, not a curated record